AUGCGCUCCGCAGUCGCCCUCGCCGCUGUCGUCCUUGCGCUCGGCGCCAACGCUCAGGACCUCUCCGAGGCUAACAAUGUCACGUCCCUCCUGGGGACGUGGUCGUCUGGCAGCGGUUCCGUCUCCACCGGUGGUUCGUUCUGCACUCCCGCAGACAUGACCUUCACUUACCCGAACAAUACCGGUAUCUCGUACUCGUUCACCGAUGACGGCUUCUUUGAGGAGGCCCAGUACCGCUACACAGCCAACGGCACCAACCCCAGCUGUAUCCUUGGCAUGGUCCUCUGGCAGCACGGCACCUACGUGCUCAACACCGACGGAUCCAUGACCCUCAACCCGUUCUCUUCGGACGGCCGUAUCCAAGUGCAGGAUCCAUGUGCCGCCACCACUAACGUCGUCACCUACUAUGACCAAGUGACUACAUUCUCUGACUGGGGAAUCGUCAUCGACGGUGCCACUGCCAACUACGCCCUCAAGCUGAACCGUUUUGACGGCGCCAAGCUUGCUCCUAUGUACCUCAUCGCCCGUCCCCCCAACAUGCUGCCCACCCACACCCUCACCGGUACCAACAGCACUGGGCAGACCUCAUCACGAAAGCGCUCCGUCCGUGCCGAGCUCCCCCACGUCAAGAAGCGUUCCUCGGCGUCGGUCUCGGCCAGCACUGGUAUCCUCAGUGUUGCCGGCUCGGCUCUCGCCGUCGCCGUGCUUGGCCUCUCCAUCUUCUAA
Molecule: messenger RNA, 726 nt
Organism: Apiotrichum porosum
Lineage: Eukaryota; Fungi; Basidiomycota; Tremellomycetes; Trichosporonales; Trichosporonaceae
Gene: ROT1
Product: Reversal of tor2 lethality
Exons: 5
Coding region: 1-726 (241 amino acids)
Biological process (GO): 'de novo' protein folding
Cellular component (GO): endoplasmic reticulum membrane; endoplasmic reticulum
Source: RefSeq, a predicted model, not a curated record